Molecule: messenger RNA, 1957 nt
Organism: Tetranychus urticae (two-spotted spider mite)
Lineage: Eukaryota; Metazoa; Arthropoda; Arachnida; Trombidiformes; Tetranychidae
Biological process (GO): protein polyubiquitination; positive regulation of proteasomal ubiquitin-dependent protein catabolic process
Source: RefSeq, a predicted model, not a curated record
AGUAAUCAAGGUGGAGGCGUCAACGCAAUCAUUUUGAAAAUGCAAAUCAAAUACCUAAACUCCUAGAUUUGGGUUGUUUUUUCAUCUACCGGCUAACCCGAAAAAUUACGCUUAAGAAAUAAUUAGCUCUCAAAUUACUGCUUCCAAAAAUUAACAGAUUGUUUAGUUGAUAUUAAUAAUGAUUAGAGAUGCGAUGCUUAAUUUUCCCGCAACCCUGUGUAAGACUUUAAAGUAGCAAGUGACUAUGGUUACCCAAUCAACCAAAAGAAAACACUCCACAAUCAAUAUUUUGACUUUUUGCAUCUGUUUUCUUUCUUUAUAUUUUGAUAAAUCUAAUUUAAUUUUAUAUCACCUGUACUGAAAUCAAUAGAUUAAUUGGUUAUUUAAAUUGAACUGUGAGAGUCUCAGCAAUGUUUAAUGAAGUAUUUUUUGUCAUUGAGUGAAUGUAGCAAUGAAUUUAAGUCAAUUGUAUCACAACAAAUCAAAUCUGCUCUUUUAUUUAAUCGCUUUUUGAUUAAACAUGACUUCAAAUUCUGUCGCUGGGGAAGAUGUUUUGAGUCAGGUUAUUCUGAAUGAUCUUCUCGUGCAAACUAUUCUGGAUAAUUUAAGUGCCAAACAACUGUCUCAAAGUAAAUCUGUUUGCCACCGCUGGUCUGGUAUUGUUAAAAACAUUGUCAAAAACCGUACUUCAUAUGAGACAUUCCUGUCGGUCAUUUGUCCUAAAGGAUUUGAAUCAUCUGGUAACCAGGAUAACGAGAAAGAAAAGAAAGCGAAGAAAAUCUUUCUUGAUUUAAUUAAAAAAUCGCCGGAAAUAUUGAAGUCUGAGAAUGAACAAUCCAUGUUCCAAUCAUUGGAUGCUUUCUUUUCUGACCAACUUCAAAGCUUUCCCGAACUUGGAAUUUUAUUUGUAUCAAGUACAAACCUGAUAAGAAAACUUAGUCAGAAAAAUUAUUUCCCACCAAGCUGUCGCAAGCUUUACAUCUGUUCUAGAGCUGGUAUCAUAGGAAAAUCAUCUUUAACCUCCAAACCACUUGAAUUUGAAAAAUUUCAGUUCAAAGUUAACGCGAUCGCCGGUUGUUUUGUCAAAAAGCAAUGGGGAGACUUUAAAAUAACUAUAACUGAUUGGGAUAACAAAGAAAGUCCUGAACCUGAUGUAGACGAUGCUAAUUAUCCAAUCUGCGGCCUAUUGAUUUUUUCAAUCAAUUUUGAGGAGGGCAAGCGCUUUAAUUCAUUCUUAGACAAACAGACGAAACCUAUAGCUAUCGGAGGAGCUUUGGUGGACAAAAUUUGGUAUCAAGGGCAAACAACUAAAAUGUUGACUAUGACAUUUGCAGGCAAGAAUGUCAAAUCGGCAAGCUUUGUUUUGGAUACCAAAACUGUUUCAGAAGCUCAUUGUGAACUAACACAUUUCAAAAACUGUUUGGAUUUCGAUGUUGAUGCUAAAAGCCCAAACAUCAGGACAAUUGGCUUUAUAUUCAUUUGUGCUGCCCGUGGAGCUGCAUAUUACCAGGGAGAUCUUAAUGUUGAAUCUGACCUUUUACAUUCAAUUUUCCCGAACGUCAUGUUCUCUGGUGUCUUUGGAAAUGGUGAAUAUGGAUGGGACUGCUAUAAUAAAACAGACUGUGAUCAAGAUACUCGAUCUCUUUCCCAACCUAAUCUAGCUCAGAGUUUUACUUCUGUAAUUGUUUUAGUUCAAUUCGUCAAAAGUUGAUGGCAAUACAAAAAUAACAAAGGUGGAGCCCAAAAGAAAUCGAAUUUUUUACCUUCCUCCUUUUCCCUCCUUUAUUUUAUCGAAUAAUGAUGUAAACUAUGACCAAUUUGACCAUUUACAUUGUAUCAUUAAAUUCUGCUGUUCAUGUCACAAAACGAGACAGCAAUUGAUCUAAUUUAUGUAUCAAUCCAAUAGAUUUUUCCAGCUCCAACCAUGAAUAUAUUAAAAUCCUUUUAUAAUCACUCA